This is a messenger RNA of Vombatus ursinus (common wombat), 2246 nucleotides long. It is a transcript of the gene ENTR1, whose product is annotated as endosome associated trafficking regulator 1. The transcript has 8 exons. The coding region runs from base 163 to 1239 and encodes 358 amino acids. Gene Ontology annotation, biological process: positive regulation of cilium assembly; regulation of cytokinesis; positive regulation of protein localization to cilium. Gene Ontology annotation, cellular component: centrosome; recycling endosome; ciliary basal body. NCBI's taxonomy places the organism in Eukaryota, Metazoa, Chordata, Mammalia, Diprotodontia, Vombatidae. The record is from RefSeq and is a predicted model, not a curated record.
GGGAAGGAGGAGGGAGGGGACCGGAAGACCGGAGAGGAGCUGAAGCGGGCGGAGCCAGGCCGAGGCGAGCUGAGGUGAGCCGAGACUGGCUGAGCUGAGGCUAUGGAGACCAGGUAGUGGAGGUCCGGCCCCCUCCGCGGGCAGAAUCGAGGCUGUGCGGGGAUGUCCGGCUACACUCGCCGCACGGGGCUCACCCCGCUGUCCCGAGCCCGGAGCCUUGUCAUCCAGCACGAUGAUAAUCUUGAAGAUCUGGAUGAGGCAAAUCCAUUUUCCUUUAAAGAAUUUUUGAAAACCAAGAACCUUGGCCUGUCCAAAGAGGAGACAACUAAUACUAGAAUUUACACUAAGGAAUCUACAAGACAUACAUUAGGACUAGAAAAUAAUUCCCCAACUUCUAAAACUGUAGGGUAUGGUUUAGACUAUGAGGAACCUUUUUUCCAAGAUCCAACUGGUGCUGGAGAUUUGUUGGAUGAAGACGAAGAUGAUGACUGGAGUGGGACUUAUCGGCCAUCUGCCCUGGAACAAACUCAUGCUUCCAGAGUUGCUACUAGUGGGUCACCACGGAGUACAUAUAUUUCCUUUUUUUCCAACACAUCUGAACUGUCAGGCAUCGAGUCUCUUGCUCCAUGGACCUUAAAUGAUAGUGACUCAUGUGUUUCUCCUAAAUCUCAAGUGAAUAACACAAACAAAGAAUUUGCUGCUCAUGGAGAAUACUUGGGAGAUAGGCAUUUUCGGUCGCUGCAGAUAAGCUAUGAAGCACUUAAAGAAGAAAACUCUAAGCUAAGAAGAAAAAUUAAUGAGAUUCAGAACUUCUCUGAAUCUCAGACAGAAAUGGUAAAAACACUUGAGCGGAAAUUGGAAGCAAAAAUGAUAAAAGAAGAAAGCGACUAUCAUGAUCUUGAAUCGGUGGUGCAACAAGUGGAACAGAAUCUUGAAUUGAUGACUAAGCGGGCAAUGAAAGCAGAAAACCAAGUUACAAAACUGAAGCAGGAAAUAAAUAUGCUCCAGGCUCAGCUUACUAAUUAUAAGAGAGACAAUGAAGCCCUGCGAUCCGGUCAGUGUGCCGAUUUGACAGUAGUUAAACAAAACACAGAUGUUGCCUUGCAAAAUCUCCGAGUGGUCAUGAACAAUGCACAUAGUUCGAUAAAGCAGUUGCUUUCUGGAGCUGAAACAUUGAAUCUUGUUGCUGAAAUCCUUAAAUCCAUAGACAGAAUUUCCGAAAUUAAAGAAGAGCCUUGACAAACUGCUGAAAUGUCUUUUAGCUUAAAGUUCUACUUAAAUGCUGAAAUCACUUUUUGCUUUGCUUGGGGAAUACAAUUGUGUCUUUAAAUAUACAGUCAUCUUGCUCAGUACUCAUCAUGAAAUACAGAUUUCAUGACCUAAAACAGGGUUAUUAGCCUUAAAACUCAAUUGGGUGGCAAUUGUUGGACUUGAGGUGGGUCUACAGUUUAUAUUAACUCUUUUAAGUGAACUGUCAUAUUUCACAAAUACUGAUAAACAAAGAGUCUCUUACCAACAGUUGAGAAAGGGGAAUAUUAAUCUGUUUCUAGGGAAUUUUCUAAACAUGAAAAUGAGUUCUGGAAUAAGUAUUACUUUUUACUGUCUGUUAUAGUAUUUCCUGGAUAUUAAUUUUUAAUGCAAGAUGAGCCUAACUUGAGUGUCUUUUGUUAACACUCCUUUAAAGAAAAAAAAAACAAUAAAAAUCAUAACACAAAAUGUACAUAAUAGAGACUACUGAAUUUUGCCUAGGGUAUCUGUGCCUCUUAAAUAUCUCCCAAUGUUUCUAAAAACUUGAGGGUUCACACUUGUGCCUUCAAAAAAUAUAAUUUAAAAACAUAGUUAUAUACAUAUAUGCAGGCUAUAAGUACCAGUUACCAAUUAAAGUGCUACAAGUAGUAACAGACCUGCUAAGCACCAAUGUGCUGCUCUUCUAAGUUUGCUGCAGGAAUUGUUCAGUUAAUAUUCCAUAAUGUUGAACUCUAAGUGUACUCUUUUACCAGGUUUCUUAAUAUUUAAAUACCAACUCUUCUGCUGUGGUGUAUUGCUAAACUUUUUAAAUGACAUUUUAUACAACAAAAUUUAGGAUGCAAGGGUUUUAAGACCUUUCCAGGUUGGCAUGGGAACAUUCUAUCCUGCGCCUUUCCACAACUUUUCUAUGAUGUGGAUAAGGGCACUAAAAUUCUACAGGUCUUUUGCUGUUUGAUGUGAAUUUUUUUUAAAUAAAUUGUAGUUUUUUUCCACCUGUA